Molecule: messenger RNA, 1863 nt
Organism: Hevea brasiliensis (rubber tree)
Lineage: Eukaryota; Viridiplantae; Streptophyta; Magnoliopsida; Malpighiales; Euphorbiaceae
Exons: 3
Coding region: 1-1863 (620 amino acids)
Source: RefSeq, a predicted model, not a curated record
AUGGAAAAACUUCAGGCCAGUGUGAAAAAGCAAGCUGAAUUUACUGGAAUGGGGCUGUUAGAUGCAGAUGACUUUGACAUCCACUUGGAUGGAAAUCUACCUGAAAAAUUCAAGAUGCCUGAUUUGGCUAAAUUCGAUGGUACUGGUGACCCAAAAACCCACCUCAGGUCUUAUCUUAUAGUCAUGAAAAUAACUGGUUUGACUAAGAACAAAGUCACUCAGUUCUUUUCUAUGUCACUAGAAGGGGUUGCAUCUUCAUGGUAUCAUGGGCUAGAAGCCACUGUGAGAAAAGAUUGGGAGGAGCUAGUUAGGAGAUUUGUGCAACAAUACUCCUAUAAUACAGCUUUAGAUGUUACCCUGAGAGACUUAGAGACCACUAGGCAAAAACCAAAUGAAACCUUUUCAGAGUAUCUAUUGAGAUGGAGGAAAAAGGCCAUGAAGAUGACCAAUAGGCCUGCUGAAAAGGAUCAAGUGCGAUUGGUAGUGAAAAGUCUACAGCCUAGUUAUUAUGAGAAACUUUGUUAUUAUCCCUUGGCUACCUUUGAACAGCUAUAUGAUGCUGGGGUAUUAGUGGAGGAUGUAUUGAACAAUGAAAGGAAGAGUUAUCAGCCCAAGAGGGGAGGAUACCAGUCAGCUGGCAAUAUUACUGGAGAAAACAAAGUCAUUGAGGUUCAAACCGUGUCCCGCACCCCUAGAAAGUUCUCUCAAUUCAACCAACCUCUAUCUAAAGUCUUCGAGCGACUCAAAGCUCGGGGUCUCCUCCAACCCUUGGCACCUAGACCACCACCAAACCCACUGCCACCCAAUUACAAUGCUAACCUAUAUUGCCAAUUCCAUCAAACUCAUGGCCAUGACACUGAUAGAUGUUUUCGGCUAAAACACGAAGUUCAGGACUUGAUCGAUGCUAAGAAAAUAGCUGACCCAGAAAAUCGACCCAACACACGCACCAACCCAAUGCCCAACCAUAAUCUUGAUGAACCUCGAUCUGUAAUGACAAUUGAUAUUUGGGAUAGUUCCAGUGAUGAGGAAGGUUUGUUAGAUGUUUGGGUUGACUCUGACGGAGAGGAAAAGAGUAGGGUGAGCCACAUGACCAAGAGUGGUAGAUAUUAUCCUGAUCCACCCAUGAAGAAGGACGACGUGAGAGGGAAAUCCAAGGUGUUGGCUGAAGAGGACACAGAUGAAGAGGAUGAUCAGUUUCUUAGGCAAUUGAAGAGGACUCAGGCUAGCGUAACGAUCUGGGAAUUGCUAUUGGCAUCAGAAAAACACAGAACCGCACUGACCAAGGCCCUGAGUGUACUCAAGGGGAGAAACCAUAGUAGGGCUCUGUUCGUGACCGCCGAGGUUGGAGGGUGGAAAGUGCCUUGUGUGAUGAUAGAUGAUGGGUCAGCCAUCAACGUAUGCCCUCUGAAGAUUUUGCCAAAAUUAGGAAUUUCUAUGUCUGAACUAACUGGUUCUGAUCUGGUUAUCAGGGCCUAUGAUGAUUCAAAGAGAAACGUGAUAGGGGUAUUGAAGAUUAUGGUUAAGGUGGGGCCUAUAGAGACUGAAGUUGAGUUCACUGUGCUAGACAUCCCCAUGACAUUCUCCUUACUAUUGGGUAGAAUCUGGUUCCAUCCCUUAGGUGGAGUCCCCUCUACACUCCACCAAAAGAUCAAGAUCCCGCACCAAGAUGGUGUAAUCACCAUCAAUGCUGAAAGAGAUGGGGAAGUAGCUAUGCUGCAAGUGGAUGGUUCGGUACCACUAUUGUCUGGUUUCCAAGUUGCUGGGAUCUAUGGAGACUGGAUGGACCCUAGGGUGGCCACUAUGAUGAAAGAGAUGAAGUUUUUUCCUGGCAUGGGUGCAGGAAAAGCAGAGCUAAUGGCUUAG